Messenger RNA from Neoarius graeffei (lesser salmon catfish), 1076 nucleotides. RefSeq lists its product as uncharacterized. Bases 149 to 793 code for a protein of 214 amino acids. Gene Ontology annotation, molecular function: tumor necrosis factor receptor binding. Gene Ontology annotation, biological process: immune response. Gene Ontology annotation, cellular component: membrane. The transcript has 4 exons. The record is from RefSeq and is a predicted model, not a curated record. NCBI's taxonomy places the organism in Eukaryota, Metazoa, Chordata, Actinopteri, Siluriformes, Ariidae.
CCGUUUGACAUCUGUGUGAAUAAAAACAGGACCAUGGAAAAGAGCAAGACACAGAGCAACUUAAAAGUAGAGGUGCAAAGUCCUAAAGGGAGGAGGAUUGUGACUUGUAACCUCUAAUAUUAAUAGUUAAUUAAUAGCGCAUGCGACGAUGCAGCAGAAGUGUCGGGACAUGAAGCAGCUGGAGACGGGACUGCACUGGGCCACCGGGGUCCUCAUCCUGAUGCUCUGGCUCCAGGGCUCACUGCGCGUCGCCGAGGCAGCACAUAUUCAGAACCAGUCAGACGGCCAGGAUAUCCAAGCAUGUGUUCAGACAGUCCACCAGCCACGGACGAAUAAUAGACAUGUUCGAAACUCAGUGCAUCUUCAGCCUGUGAAAACCAAUGGAGUGGCUCCAAUUUCACAUUCAGAUGCCAUUUUCAUUUGGGAGCUGCACCAUAGCACUAAAAGCAUAUUCAAACUGGAGGACAACAGCAAAUCCCUUGUUGUGCCAAAGAAGGGCCUAUACUUUGUGAAUCUAAAAAUGUACUACUAUAUACCUACUGGACAUGCAUGUAAAGAUAAUUUGAAUUUGAGUACCCGUGUUCAGUUGCACCAUUCUUCUUACCCUGUGUGGAUAGAUGUCAUAAAGGGCACGGACACGAUGCAAUGUGUGGUUCACUGGCGUCAGUCUUUUACUUUAAGUCAAGUGGUCAAGCUUGAGAAAGGAACAAAGCUAAGAGUUAUCAUAGAUCCAAGUAACUAUGGUUAUGUAAUCAAGGACGUGAGCACUUACUUCACUGUCACUCUCUUGUAGUGUGGUUUCUACUUUAAAUUUGAACCCAUGUGUUGGUGUUAGCAUUGUGUAAUGUUGGGUAAUGUUGUAUAAAAUAAAUGCUUUUAAAACACGUAUAUGUAAAUCACAGAGCAAGAAGGAACUUUUAAAAUAUAUGAUAUUUGUAUGGAUGUAUCUUGCUUGUUCAAGUUUUCAGAACUACAAAGUAGAAAUUCUUGUUAAAUUCCACAAUAUGUUUCCAUAAGGAAUUAUUAUUAUUAUACUGAAUAUCAUAUAUUGAAUAAAAAGUAAGGCCUUAUUAGUC